GGCGAGAAGGCCAAAGAGGAGGACAGCUUGGUGCAGGCUGCAGGAAGGGGUGACCUGAACAAGGUGAAGGAGUUCUUGGAGGGGGGCUACGAUCCCAAUGAGUUGGAGAGUGGUAAAGAGACUUCCCGGUUCGUCCCAGAGCCUUCAAAUCUGCUCAGCAAAAGCCCGGGAACCAGAGCCCUCAUUGCAGCGGCCGUCUCGGGGCACAGCCAUGUUGCUUGGGAGCUGCUGCAGCACAGAGCCGAUGUAGAUGCCACCGAUUCCGAUGGACUCACAGCGCUCUCGGCGGCUUCCUGCUCGACGGCUUGCGACAUCCACAUGUGGUUCCUUCUGCAUCAUGCAGAGGAUGAGAAGCGAAAGCAGCAUGUGCAGCGUUCGGACACUCCAGCAGCCAGCCGGGCAGAUGAGAAGCGGACCUUGCGCAUGCUCGUUACACUGCUGCGUGGAGAAGGGCAGAAUUUCACAGAAAUGGUUGGUGGCUUGCUGAAAGAGGUUGAACCGGGAAAAUUCCGCUCUGAGAGAUUGAGGGAACGCGUGCGCACAGUCCUUUGCGACUAUGCAUGGGACACGCAGGAGGUGAAGCGUUAUCUUAAAGCUGAUCGGAAGUCCAGGUCUGUCUUUCAAGAGAAUCGCCCCAACAAGCCCGAAGAUGUCGAUGCAUUCAACCUGAGCUGGCACAAUAUGCUCUAUGCCCCGGAAGUACAAGUGUCCUUGCGAAGCCUACCCAUCGCGGCACCUCUGGCAUGCAAGCCGUCGGUGCUUGCGGCACUGGCAGAGACCGCUAACGAGGAGACCCUACAAACAGACACCGUGGAAGCCAUCACCGCGGCGGCGUGGCUUCAGAUGCGAGUGGCCACUGCCGUCGACAAUUUCCUGAACUGCGUGGCUUUGGGGUGUUUGUGUUUGGUAACUUGGGCAUGUCGCUACGAAGGUAUGGAUGCUCAGCCUGCACUGUGGGUCCUGGCACUCAUACAGUUCAAAGAGGCUGCGGAAUUGCUCUCGCAGCUUGGUUUCUACUGCUGGAGCCGUCUGUCCCGCAGACGCAAGGAGGGGGCUGACCUGCAGAACGCGCAUGAGGAUCGCGUGAAUGGAAAGAAAAUGAAGCUGCUGGGU
Messenger RNA from Symbiodinium necroappetens, 1113 nucleotides. Lineage: Eukaryota; Dinophyceae; Suessiales; Symbiodiniaceae. The record is from the annotation of a GenBank genome assembly.